Perca fluviatilis (European perch) is the source of this 297-nucleotide messenger RNA. Its product is annotated as hepcidin-like. The record is from RefSeq and is a predicted model, not a curated record. Gene Ontology annotation, cellular component: extracellular region. The transcript is spliced from 3 exons. Lineage: Eukaryota; Metazoa; Chordata; Actinopteri; Perciformes; Percidae. Bases 34 to 297 code for a protein of 87 amino acids. Gene Ontology annotation, biological process: defense response to bacterium; intracellular iron ion homeostasis.
UCUACUUGAUUGAACAACUUGAACCAUCCUAAGAUGAAGACAUUCUAUGGCGUUGCAGUUGCAGUGGCCGUCGUGCUCACCUUUGUUUGUAUUCAGCAGAGCUCUGCUGUCCCAGCCACUGAAGUGCAAGAGCUGGAGGAGCCAAUGACCACCGAGAAUCCGGUUGCUGAAUAUGAGGCGACAUCAGUGGACUCAUGGAAGAUGCCGUAUAAAAUCAGAAACAAGCGGUUCAUUUCGUGUCGCUGGUGCUGCAGCUGCUGCAACCCCGCUUUCUGCGGAGUGUGCUGCUCAUUCUGA